CAGCAACCAUUGCCCGCCGCUUCAGCACCGGUAGCCUCAGCGCCGCCCACUACGGCGUCGCAGCCCAGCGCUACGGCUGCUAAACAGGCCGUAGCACCGGCUACAGUAGCACUCGAGACCAAAAUUGCCACCAAAUCAGCGCCAGUAGCCUCUCAGCAACCAUUGCCCGCUGCUUCAGCACCUGUAGCCUCAGCGCCGGUCACUACGACAUCGCUGCCCAGCGCUACGGCUGUUAAACAGGAGUCAGAUCCGCCGGCAACGACCCCUAUCUCGCAGCCAUCAGUGGCUCUCCCGUCACAAGUCUCUGCACCGGCGACCGCAGCCGCCGCCACCGCACAGGCGGUACCACCACUAGUAUUAACGCAGCAAAAGUCGGCCAAAGGGGACGAGAAGUCGGCGCUAAUCGCGUUCGCGAUCGCCAACAAGAAGUCGACCGCAAAUAAUAGCGCCGCCGCUGACAACAGUCGUCGAGUGACCAGACAUUCGACCAAUAAUAGCGGCACCGCAUCGGCGGCCAAAUCGUUGGCAACGGCGGCGACAGCGGUGGCCACAAAGACUACGGCCAACGGUCGGGCGGCGGCGAACCUCGUUCGGGCCACGAAGAGUUCGCCAACGCCUGUACUAAUGGCCAACUUUUUGGCCGCCCAAAAGUCAAGCGCAGAUGCGACUAAAAAUUCUAUGGCCAAACCGGCGGUCAAACCACCGCAAAGAGGGGCCAAACGUAAACUGCCGGCCACUGGCGCGACGGUCGCCACCGCCUCAGCCGUCGAAACCAAACCCAAUCGGCCGGCAGAUACUCGGCGGACGCCCACCAAACCCGAGCGUAACAGCUCGGCUUCCAGUACGCCACCGGCGGCCACACCCGCAGCCACACCGGCCGCCACCGCCGCAACAGCAGAGAAUAGCCAACAGAGGGCCAGCAAACGGGUGCGGCUACAGUACCAGCCGUUCCAGUCGCCGGAACCGCUGCAGGCGUUGCCGCUGCUGUUGAGGGCGUCGGUGUCCACAGCGGCCGCCAAACGUACGAAACCGGACGAAGCAGUGGAGGACAAAGUGAUUAUCUAUCAUAAGAACGAAUUCCUGGCCGUUAGGAACGACUCCAACGGUUACUAUAUAUGUCGGACCAAACAGAAUGUGUUUAAGCAGAGCCGCAAGUUUAAGAUCUUGUGGUUCAACAACGAUAGCCAAAAACAGCGGCCACUCGUUUACACUCCGGACUUCUACGAUGUGACCGACUUUGAGUGCAUUCUGACUAAUGUGACCAUGGACAGACUCGACAAGGGCCAGUUUGAGCUGCCCUACUAUGAGAAACAGCGUAUAUUGAAUAUACUUCACAAGGCCAUCAAUGUCGAA
Medioppia subpectinata is the source of this 1353-nucleotide messenger RNA. The record is from the annotation of a GenBank genome assembly. NCBI's taxonomy places the organism in Eukaryota, Metazoa, Arthropoda, Arachnida, Sarcoptiformes, Oppiidae.